This is a messenger RNA of Bemisia tabaci, 1382 nucleotides long. The record is from RefSeq and is a predicted model, not a curated record. Lineage: Eukaryota; Metazoa; Arthropoda; Insecta; Hemiptera; Aleyrodidae.
GUUGCGCCGCGCUGCCGUCCACGUCGCGUUCCCGGUGUCGGUUCGUCCGAGUUGCAUGCGUUCGGCUUUCUCCGCUCGCUCGGGUGUGUUCGUGUGUUGUCUGUGACUUGCGCCCCUUUCGUACCCCUCGUCAGGUGUUUACGGCCCGCUCGGAUAUAUUCGCCGUGUGUCGAAAUGUGAUGCCCAUGUGGAUUAAUUAUGUGUUCGUAAGAUGAUCAGGAAAAGCGAUGCGGGCUGACACGGCCUCGUGGCUGGCGGCCGGCGUGGCAGGGCCGCUGGUCGGCGUCUGGCUCGGCUGGGCCGCGCUGAUCGUCUACUCGCACCGCGCGCAAUGGCGGCUCCUGGACCCGCUCCUGCUGGCCCUCCUCCUCCUGGCGCUCGCCCGGCAACUCGCCGCCGCCGCCCUCACGGCCGUCCACCUCCUCCGCCCCUCGGACGACUGGUGCUCCGCGCUCGCCUUCCUCCUCGCCGCCGCCGACGCCAUGCAGGCUGCCACCCUCGCCACCCUCGUCUUCUCCAAGUUCCUCCACCUCCGCCUCCCCCGCGACAAGUUCCGCAAGACCCUCUCCAAGUCCCACCUCAUCUACCACCUUGCCUGCCUCGUCCUCAUCAGCUCCUGCAUCGGCGUCGCCGCCGUCAUCGGCAAGACUGACCAUUGUGUCUACUAUUCUGACAAGAGGUACAUCUCCUUCUGGCUGACGCUCCACAGCGCCCUGAUCGUGCUCUCCUUUUGCGUGCUGAUCUACAGCAGCUGCCUCCGCGGGAGCGUAGGCACCUCUGUCUCCAACACCUACUACCAAAACCAGCGACGCCUCCUGCUCAACUCAUCCUCCGACCUAUCGUGCGCCUUGUCGGACAUAUCCAUGCUCUCGUCCAAGUCGCGGAACCGCGGCGUCAACUACUCGGUGAGCAACUGCUCCUCCAACUUGAACCGACGGCACUGCCUGGUGGAGGAGCUCCUGCGCAACCAGGUCUACGUAAACGGGGACUGCAAGUUCGUCUACAACACCCAGCUGAGCUGCGGCUCGGGGUCCGUGUUGAACGACAAGUUGAGCGCGUCCCAGCAGAUGCUCACCGAGGAGUUGAGGGUCCCGGAGGAAGCGAGGUUGAUGGAGGACUCGGCGAGCUGCGCUGCGCUCCAUGACUGCCAUCUCUCGACGACGACCACUUCGCCCUCGUCGACCAACAGUCGGGCGCCGGUCCUAGCGGCCAAGCAUCGGCGGCCUGACCUGGAGGUCCAGCUCAUCACCGUCGCGGCUGUCUCAGUUCUCUGCUUCUUCACCAGUCAUCUUCCUGUCAUGCUUCGGCUGGGCGCGCAAGGCACAACGGAGUGCAAGGUGGUGGUGUCAGCGGCAGCAAUAGCGCCCAAGUGCGUCUAUUGA